This is a messenger RNA of Wasmannia auropunctata (little fire ant), 2893 nucleotides long. RefSeq names its product double-strand-break repair protein rad21 homolog (gene vtd). Bases 249 to 2564 code for a protein of 771 amino acids. The record is from RefSeq and is a predicted model, not a curated record. Gene Ontology annotation, molecular function: protein binding; chromatin binding. Gene Ontology annotation, cellular component: synaptonemal complex; cohesin complex. Gene Ontology annotation, biological process: replication-born double-strand break repair via sister chromatid exchange; mitotic sister chromatid cohesion; synaptonemal complex assembly. The transcript is spliced from 13 exons. Lineage: Eukaryota; Metazoa; Arthropoda; Insecta; Hymenoptera; Formicidae.
CCGCCAAAACCGUAGAUGGAAACGCCAUCUUGUGCAUUGAUGUUUAUAUUUUCGUAAAUCGUGCAACGUUCAUUGUUGACUUUUUCGUAUGUGUUUUUAUGGUUUAGAUCGCGUUGCCAGUUGCAAUGUUGAUCGCGAGUCUAAUACUGAAUUCCCUCGUAUCUCCUCAUACCGAACGUACUGUUUUACUGUCAGUGAGAAAUGUCUCAUUGAUGCGUUUAGAUCAGUGCUAGACAGAUACAAAAAUCAUGUUUUACGCGCAUUUUGUGUUGGCCAAAAAAGGGCCCUUGGCCCGUAUAUGGUUGGCCGCCCAUUGGGACAAGAAAUUAACGAAGGCGCAUGUGUUUGAGACAAAUAUAGAAAAAUCAGUGGACGGUAUAUUACAACCGAAGGUUAAAAUGGCUUUGAGAACAUCCGGUCACUUGUUACUGGGAGUAGUACGAAUCUAUUCAAGGAAAGCAAAGUAUUUACUGGCUGAUUGCAAUGAGGCUUUUGUGAAGAUCAAAAUGGCCUUCAGGCCUGGGAUGGUAGAUCUGCCUGAAGAACACAGGGAGGCAGCUGUAACAGCUAUCACUUUGCCAGAAGUGUUUCAUGAUUUCGAUACUGCUAUGCCUGAACUCAAAGAUGUCGACAUCGAAGCUCAAUUUAGUUUGAAUCAAUCCAGAGCAGAAGAAAUAACAAUGAGGGAAGAUUAUGGCAGUUUAUCUUUGGUUACACAUGAUCAAGGCUUUGGUGACAUGAGUUUUGACGCUGAGCCACCAGAGUUGCUACGACAUGGCAGUGGCAUGGAACCUUCAUUGGAUCAGAGUCACAUGUUGUUCAGCGAUGGUCCAGGAAUAGAGACAGCAUUAGAACAGAAAGAAAAAGAGCCAGUUGCAGGAACAUCAGCUACAACACAACCGAUGGACAUAGAUACACCCAUCAGAGACGAUGGUUUUGGUGGUCAUCUUGGCCAAGAUAUUAUAUCGGGAGGUCUCUUCGAAGGUGGUUUAUUUGAUGAAGCUCCAAUGGGUGAAGUACCUGUACCUGAGGUUAGUUCGAUAAAUGAGCAACAGGAAGCAGGCGCAGCUCCUGGAGCUGCUGCUUCCGUGCACGAUGAAUCCGACGAGGAUAUGGGUGAUCAUUUUGGUGGUCCAGCCUCUCCAAUGGGAGGCAUGAGCUCUGACAGCUCUAGGCCAGCUACACCAGCUGCAGCGGGAGAGGAAAUUGAAGGAAGAAUUAGUGUUGCCAGUCGACGUUUUACACCAGCUCCACCGGUUAUACCAGAAGAACAUGCCAAUGACAAUGUAGAAGAACCACCACCUUUACAAGAUCAAACCACAUUAUUGCACGAUGAGGAAGAAAGCUUCGCGCUAGCUCCAAUUGAUGCAUCUGCUUUGAAAGGGUUCACAAAAGCCAAACGCAAGCGUAAACUCAUUGUCGAUGAAGUAAAAAAUAUUUCUGGUGAGGAAAUGAAAGCACAGCUAUCUGACACUAGCGAUAUUAUCACGACGUUGGACUUGGCACCACCUACGAAAAGAUUGAUGCACUGGAAGGAGACAGGUGGCGUAGAGAAGCUCUUUGCUCUACCAGGAAGACCUAUCCCGGCUCGUGUUCUAUUUAAAAACUAUCAAAGACAUCUGACCAGCAAGUCUUACGAUCACGAAGACUUCGGGCGACUUGGAACUGAGGAAGAUGGAAUGUCUUUAGAACAAAUCAGAGAUGCUCCAGAAGAGGUGUCCUCUUUCGAACAAAGUAUCCUCAAUAAGCGUACAGGACGAAAACGGAAAGCACCGCAGGAUGAUGAGAUAAGGCCACCUCCUCAGCCAGCUCAGCCAACUUCAGCAGAGUUCCAAUCGAAUGAAGCGGAAAUUCCAAACAUAAUUGCACAACAUAAUCUUUCUUCAGAAUCGUCUAUGCCACCUGAGAUCUCUUUACCAGCAGAACCAUCCGACAUAAGCAGCAUUGUGCCUUCUGGAGAAUUGUCAGAGGUACCGCCAACCACCGAAGCGCCUUUGCUCGGUUCGGAAAUACCGCAGAUCGCACCAGCUGAAGUUAACUCGAUACUCGGUACACAUGAAGAACCGCAAGUACCAUCGGCACAGGAAGAAGCCGCUACUGUACAAACAUCUGAUAUGCCGCAGAUGGAGAAUAUGGGUUAUGACCAAGCACAGCCACAUGUUUCAUACAUGGGCUAUGACGAACAACAUCCUCCAGCACAUACGCCUGGUGCGAUUUCGGAAAGAGGACCUGCCACACCGUGGAACCAUGAGGAUUACGAAUUUCCGCCAUCUGUGGGACCGCAAGAGGAGCAACAAAUGGAUGAAACUUAUGAGCAGUUUGAAGAACGCGUUCUUAACAAAAGAGCAGCACAUAUGUAUCAUGUUAUUAAAAGCAAAUUAGAUACCAAAGAUAAAUUAACACUAUCAGAGAUGGCAUACAAAAAUAAUCGCAAACAGGUUGCACAAAAGUUUUAUACACUGUUAGUCCUGAAAAAGUUCCAAGUAUUAGAACUCAAUCAAGAAUAUUCAUACGCUGAGAUUAUAGUCACAAAAGGACCAAAAUUCGAGAACCCUGCGUUGUAAAGGUUUAAUGCUCUCAAUUAUAAAACUUCGCGUAUCAAUGACGAGGCAUGUAUCUUUACCCGUACAAUAUCAAAAUAACAUUUACAUUUUUUCAUAAAUAAAUCCUAAAUUAGGAUAUUGAAAAGAUGCGUUGAUUUUAAGCACAGGCUUGUGAGAAAUGAGAAAAUAUCUAAUUUCUUUUUUUGUUUCCCUGUCUUGGAAAGAUGCAUAAUGAGUAAUUGUGUAAUCACUUUAAUCGCAUUGCAUUCUUUUUUUUUUAUAUAGACACAUGCAUCAUUUACCAUAUUGACCGCUUGCCACUUAAAUAAAUUUUGGUUAAUCAUGUUAAA